This is a messenger RNA of Sugiyamaella lignohabitans, 2850 nucleotides long. RefSeq lists its product as uncharacterized. Bases 1 to 2850 code for a protein of 949 amino acids. The record is from RefSeq and is a predicted model, not a curated record. Gene Ontology annotation, cellular component: cytoplasm. Gene Ontology annotation, biological process: negative regulation of transcription by RNA polymerase II; mitochondria-nucleus signaling pathway; regulation of nitrogen utilization. Lineage: Eukaryota; Fungi; Ascomycota; Dipodascomycetes; Dipodascales; Trichomonascaceae. The transcript has a single exon.
AUGUCGACAGAUACUCCAUCUAUUUCUCAACUACCGCCUAUAUUAGUCCUUUCUCCACAUACAUUAAAGACUGUCGACCCAGACGCCGAGUCUCUAUUUUCACUAUGGACCGUCUUUUCGAAAUGCAAGAAUUCUAUUGAAAAUGGCCGCAGACUCGAGAAUAUGUCUUGGAGACUGUGGAAUAGAGAAAGGCUGUGGAACAGCGAUGGUGGUCUUGAUAUAGAUACUGGUGACUUGGUAUCUAUUCCUGGUGCUGGUUCUGGUAAAACUCAAAAUUCUUCACAAGUAUCAGCUGCUAAGGUCGAGAACGGGAUAAUUUCUACGUUAGGUGCUGCCAAUUCUACUACUAGUGGAAAAGAAAACUCUAGAACCAGCCAUAGAGUUAGUACAACAAAACCUGAUCUAACUCUGAUGGCUGCUGUAGACAACCCGAGCCCUUCUUUGCAUGAUUUACCAGCUCUAAGCCCAACCCAUUCUCCUACCAAUCUCAACCAUAAUCAUCAUCAUCCGCAUAAACACAUUUCGUCUGAAGAACUUCAACAUCUGUUUCAGCUCGUCAAUUCGGACCAAAAAACGCCGUCUAAAUGGGGUACUUGUUCUAAACAACAACUAAAACCAUCUUCUCAAUCUGAAUGUAUUCUGACUGAUGGUGAAUUAACCCCCACUCCUAAUUCCAUACUGGAUUCCAAGCUUGUCGCAUCAUCUAUUGGCCCUGCAGUGGCCACUGCAGCUGCUAAAGCGGCUGCCAGGUCAGUGACAAAUAUGACAAACAUUUCUCCAGCAUCAUCAACCACCCCCAUAACCAGUACUGAGUCGAAUAAUGCGCCUCGUCUAUCAGCACCAAAUUCUUCUAUUCCUACGAGUAGAGAACUCGGUGUUGGUAGUUCAUCUGGCAGCUUAACCGCUCCUAGUACUACAGCUUCUAGCAGUAUCCUGGCCAAUAAUUCCGGAACCACUACUCCAUUGCUUAGAAGUGCCAAAACCACCCCGGCCCCAUCGCGUACAGUAUCGUCACUGUUUUCUAGACCAAAGACCACAAAUUAUGCAUCGUCUACUUUACAAGAAAACAAGCGCCCAGUAACAGAACUACCUCUUCCUGUACCAACAAAACCAACUGCAUCUGCUACUUUUUUUGCGAGAAACUCCAGAAGAAGUUCCAGCUCCCAAUCAAACCCAUUUUCCCACUCUAGAACCGCCCAAAGACGGUCCUUUACCACUGCUCCGGCUUCAGGUGUCGGUGCCCCAGCUGCUCCAACUGCUCCACCUGCUCCUGGACAUACUUUGAGUAGCGUUUCCAAGACUUCAAGACAAUCUAGAAGUUCAUCUAGUAACGUGAUGGCGGCAUCUAUUUCUCCUCAUUCUGAUUAUUCACAAGCUAUCUCUGAUAGUUCUGAUGAUUUAUCUGACACUGAGUCGGAUUCUGAUGAUGAAAGAUUGAGUCGCCGUCAUCGCUCUGCCACGUCGACGUCUAUUGUGAGAGGAUUUUCUCCGUCCAACAUCUCUAUUUCGGUUGUAAAUAGAAGUGCCUCUCAGAAACGUAUAUCUCCUGUUCCGACAACGUCAUCUUCCUCUUGGAAACCCACCAAAGCAAGACCAGACAAGCUCCCUCGAGAGAAGAUGUUCUUUAUUGAGUCUUCUCCCUCUGAUAGUGAGUUUGGAGGCGAAUCUUUAUCGUCAAGUGAGGGUUCUGGCGCGCCGAGUAAUGGCGCUGCCCCUCCCAAGCCUUAUAACCUGGCUGAUGCUAUUGGUGGAGAGCGCAGUCCUCAACCGCUGGAAGAGUCGUCAACUGCCAAAGCUCGUGACGAGUCGGUAAGCGAGACAAAUAACAGUGGCAGCUCGGGUUCAAACAGCGUCGUUUCACAGCAGCGACAGCAUGGCCAUCAUCACCACCAUCACCAUCACCACAACCACAGGGAAGAACGUAAACGGUCGUCUCUAUUUGGACAUACCAAAUCACAGCCAGCUCUAUCAAAACUUGCGGCACCACCGGUGAGUAAGCUUCAACAACUUCACAAACCGACAAUUAAAAAUGACGGUCUGACCGAUGAACAGAAGAAGAUUAAUGCUGAAAAGGCUAUCAUCACUGAUGACGAGGAUGAUGAAGACGAAGAUGAAGACGACAUUCAUGACGACGAUGAUGAAGACGACUCGGCAUGGGAUUCUGUUGAUGAUGAGAGUGAUUCCUCGUUUGACGAGGAGUCUCUCUUUGUUCGAGAAGAAGAGUUACCAAAAAAGCCACUUGUACGACCAUCACUUCUUUCGUCACUAUUCCUCAACCGUCAAGAUAUUUUACAGGAGCAAAUGAAUGCCAAACAAAGGGAAUCCAGCCCCUUUGCACCUGCCACAGCCCCUGGUCCAUCUUCGUCUGCCCUGACUAAUGAGCUUAAAGCCAAUAGAGGAAACCCCACUCGAAACGGUCCUACAGCACUUCCCAUUAAUCCUACCGACACCAUUCUCAACGCGACAAUAGCCACCCAUAUUCCACCACCCGGAGCCCUUUCACCAAGGACCACUCGACGAAAUAUGCUUUCGACAGAACUUUCGGAGUCUUUGCGUCGAAACUUACUUUGGGAGCGACAACAGAAUGGAGUCCCAUCUCUAGGAAUCAACGGAGCCAACAAUUCCACCUCUACCAUGGUACCGUCAGCCGAGUCAUCAGGAGCUACAAGUCCGACUGGUACUAACCCCGGUCUUCUCCGUCGCAGCCAUACCUCAACUGGUGUCAUGACUAUGAACAGUUUGGGGCUAAAUAACCCAAGCUCGAACCCGCCUACCCCCGACGUCGAGGCCUGGAAGGAGGAAAUGGACGACCAGAACGUGGAUUUCAAUUACCACGCCCGUGGUUGGUAG